UUAAGCACACAGUUGCUACCACGCGCUGUAACCGUUUCCUUUUUGGUUGCACUUUCUUCUUAUUAGUCAGUCUCCGUGAAAUCUCUCUGAAGGCGACGGAGGUAGACAUAGAGAGAGAUUAAUCGAUGGCGAGGAAUCACCGGUUUAGAUACCGGUUACUACUCCUUCUUAUAGCUUUCGAAACGACACGGCGUUUGACUUCGGCUGAUCCAAACGACGAGGCGUGUUUAAAGAAUCUCCGACAAAACUUAGAAGAUCCAGCGAGUAAUCUCCGGAACUGGACGAGCUCCGUCUUCUCCAACCCUUGCUCCGGCUUCACCUCGUAUCUCCCUGGUGCUACUUGUAACAAUGGCAGAAUCUAUAAACUCUCUCUCACUAGCCUCUCCCUUCGCGGCUCUAUCUCUCCGUUUCUCUCCAACUGCACCAACCUCCAGUCCUUGGACUUAUCCUCGAACCAAAUCUCCGGCGAAAUCCCGCCGGAUAUUCAGUUUCUCGUGAACCUCGCCGUACUCAACCUCUCGUCUAACCGUCUCUCCGGCGAAAUCCCUCCGCAGCUCGCUCUAUGCGCCUACCUAAACGUCAUCGACCUCCACGAUAACCAGCUCUCCGGUCCAAUCCCUCAGCAGCUAGGACUCUUGGCGAGGCUAUCGGCGUUUGAUGUGUCGAACAACAAACUCUCCGGUCAGAUUCCGACAUACUUGUCGAACAGGACGGGGACUUUUCCGAGGUUUAACGCGAGCUCGUUCGUGGGGAACAGAGGGUUGUAUGGUUAUCCGUUGCAGGAGAUGAUGAAGGGCAAGGGGCUGUCGGUGAUGGCGAUCGUGGGGAUAGGGCUUGGAAGUGGAGUGGCGAGCUUGAUGAUUAGUUUCACAAGUGUUUGUAUUUGGUUGAGGAUCACUGAGAAGAAGAUGGCUGAGGAAGAAGGCAAGAUUAGUCAAUCGAUGCCUGAUUAUUAAAAUUUUAAAUUUUAAACUGAAUUACGGCUGUUUUUGAGACGAGAAAAGGAAAGAUUCAAGGUUCUUGGUUUGUGCGAGUUUUUGGUCUAUUCGGAUUUUGGGAUUAAAAAAAAAAUUUACUAAUGCUUUUUCAUAUUGUUAGCUCAUUGUAUUUCACUUCUAAUUUAAUACAACAGAUUCUGUAAAUAGA
Molecule: messenger RNA, 1146 nt
Organism: Brassica oleracea var. oleracea
Lineage: Eukaryota; Viridiplantae; Streptophyta; Magnoliopsida; Brassicales; Brassicaceae
Product: probable inactive receptor kinase At1g27190
Exons: 1
Coding region: 126-956 (276 amino acids)
Molecular function (GO): protein binding
Source: RefSeq, a predicted model, not a curated record